Molecule: messenger RNA, 864 nt
Organism: Saccharomycodes ludwigii
Lineage: Eukaryota; Fungi; Ascomycota; Saccharomycetes; Saccharomycodales; Saccharomycodaceae
Exons: 1
Coding region: 1-864 (287 amino acids)
Source: RefSeq, a predicted model, not a curated record
AUGACCUCUCAUUCUGGUAUUUUGCAUGAAUAUACGUUUAAGAAAGUUGCUUUUCAAUUUGAUUUAAACCCUAAUCCGACUAAGAUUUUGGUAUUCAUUGGCGGUUUAACAGAUGGUUUACUCACAGUACCAUAUGUACCUAAAUUAGCACAAAGAUUAAAGGAUGAAUUGACUUGGACUACAUUCCAGAUACAAUUCACCAGUUCAUUUAAUAAUUGGGGAAUCUCUAAUUUGACCAAUGAUAUUAAUGAUAUAGAAAAAUUAAUUAAAUAUUUGCGUGAGAAAUAUUCUCCAAGCAAAAUAGUUAUUAUGGGACAUUCGACUGGUUCACAAGAUGUUAUUCACUACUUGUUAAACAAGCAAACCAAAACUCCAGUUGAUGCUGGGAUUAUGCAAGCUAGUGUUUCUGAUAGAUCCAGCUUUAAUAUAAACGCUACUGAAAAAGGACGGGAAUUAAAUGAAAUUGCCAUUAAAUUAUGUGAAGAAGGCAGACAGGAUGAACUUUUAAGUUAUGAGCAUAUGAAAAUGAGUUGGAAUACUCCAAUAACUGCCUUUAGAUGGAACUCUUUGAUGAAUAAGGGUGGUCAAGAUGAUUAUUUCAGUGAUGAUUUGACAAUGGAAGAAUUAAAGUUUUCUGAAAUACAAGUACCAUUUUUAAUGGUUUUUUCCGGGUCUGAUGAAUUUAUUCCAAAAAGUGUUGAUAAAAAUAAGUUACUAGCUAAAUGGAAGGAAAAUUCUAAUAAAGAAUUUUGGUCUAAACACUCAGGAUUAAUUCCCGGUGCAUCUCAUAAUGUUAAAGAGAUAAAUUUACAAGAUUCAUUGUGCAGCAUGGUUAUUAAUUUUAUCAAAGAAUUCAAUUUGUAG